This is a messenger RNA of Centrocercus urophasianus (Greater sage-grouse), 966 nucleotides long. Its product is annotated as olfactory receptor 52K1-like. The record is from RefSeq and is a predicted model, not a curated record. Bases 1 to 966 code for a protein of 321 amino acids. The transcript has a single exon. Gene Ontology annotation, biological process: G protein-coupled receptor signaling pathway. Gene Ontology annotation, cellular component: membrane. Gene Ontology annotation, molecular function: G protein-coupled receptor activity; olfactory receptor activity. Lineage: Eukaryota; Metazoa; Chordata; Aves; Galliformes; Phasianidae.
AUGUUGGUCCCCAACCAAUCCAGCACCGCUCCUUUGCCUUUUCUCCUGCUGGGAAUCCCUGGCUUGGAAGAUGCCCACGCAUGGAUUUCCAUCCCAUUCUGCUUUACGUACAUCAUGGCCUUGCUGGGAAAUAGCACGGUGCUGCUCGCCGUGAGGCUGGACAGAACUCUCCACGAGCCCAUGUACUAUUUCAUUUCCAUGCUGGCUGUCAUUGACCUCAUCUUCACAACCGCUGUAGUUCCCAAAAUGCUGAGCAUAUUCUGGCUGGGCUCCAGACAGAUUGCUUUUCAGGCUUGCUUCACCCAGAUGUUCUUCAUCCACACGUUCACUGCCGUGGAGUCAGGGGUGCUGCUGGCGAUGUCCUUUGACCGAUACGUGGCCAUCUGCAACCCCCUGAGGUACAUCACCAUCCUGAGCCAGGCGCGGGCCGCGCAGAUAGGGCUGCUGUCUCUGGCCCGGGGAGCUGCUGUCAUGGCCCCUUUGAUGUGCCUCCUCACCAGCUUACCCUACUGCGGGGACAGGGUCGUCCCCCACUCCUACUGCGAGCACAUGGCCGUGGUGGAGCUGGCUUGUGCCGACCCAUCGGUCAGCCAUCUCUAUAGCGUCGUCGUGGCCACGCUGCUGGUCGGGACGGACUCUGUGUUCAUCACCUUCUCCUACAGGAUGAUCCUCAGGUCGGUGCUGAGGCUGCUGUCCCGAGGGGCUCGUCUCAAAUCCCUCAGCACCUGCGGGUCCCACGUGUCCGUCAUCCUCCUGUUCUACAUGGGCGGCCUGCUCUCCAUGUACCUGCAGAUGUUCUCUCUCGGCUUGGCGCCUCACACCCGAGUCCUGGUGGCUGAUUUCUAUUUGACGGUCCCUGCCAUGCUCAACCCGCUCAUUUACGGCAUGAAGAUGAAGCAGAUCCGGGAUGGGAUGUUCCGACUGCUGGAGCAGUUGCCACAACUCAGGUUCUCAGCCGCUCACUGA